AUGCUUCGCCAAAAGUCUUUUAGAUCUCAUACUCCUGUUCUCUUUGUUGUAGUUUUCUUUCUCUUUAUCUUAAUCUCGGCCAAAUAUGACUACUUCGUCAACAUCGGCUUCAGUGUCCCUUCUGGUCAUUCCAAAAGUUGCAAUACAAGGCCGAUACCUACUGAGCCUUCCAGCACCCAAGUACUUACCUCCGCACCCAUAUCAACACCUACAGCUGCCGCAUUCCCCGAAAAGAUAUGGUACAAAGUCGGACCACAAGGUGUUUCUGCCGAGGCUGAGAGCUUCAGAAAUCAUUGUCUCGAUCUAAGCCCUUCAUACGAAUACGAAAUUCUCGACGAUGAGGCGGCCAGCGAAUACGUCUACAAGUGGUUUUCGGAUCGACCAGACAUCAUCACCACAUACUUCUCACUCUCCGUGCCGAUCCUCAGAGCGGAUCUGCUGAGAUACUUAAUUCUGUGGGCCGAAGGAGGAAUGUGGAUGGAUUUAGAUGUUUCGUGCGAUGAAGUACCGAUACAUCGAUGGGUGCUGAAAGAAUACCGAGGAGUUGCGAAUCUUGUUGUCGGGUUGGAAUUUGACUGGCCAUGGGAGAAUGAUAACACCCUGCACGCCCAGUUUACGAGUUGGACGAUAAUGGCAAAGCCUCACUCUCCCCACAUGAUGCAAGUCAUCGAUGAUAUCUUGGUGGGUGUCGACGAGGUAGCACGACAACACAAUGUCUCGCUUGAUGGUAUACAGAUGGGUAUGACACCUCAGGUGGUAGACCUCACGGGUCCCAAGAGGAUGACAUGGAGCAUUGUGAAGAGUUUGAAUCGGAUUCUUGAAAGAGAGCUCGACGACCGGGAUAUUACAGGACUGAGAAGUGCAAAGCUUGUUCACGAUGUGCUGAUAUUACCGGGAAAUGCGUUUGCGGCGAGUCAGAGUAACUUUCCAAAGGAUCAAGGGCCGGUUCUGGUAACCCAUCAUUAUGCGGGAACAUGGAAAAACAAGCUGGGUGGGGAGGAGAGGAAGCCGGCGGUAUGA
Botrytis porri is the source of this 1020-nucleotide messenger RNA. RefSeq lists its product as uncharacterized. The transcript has a single exon. Gene Ontology annotation, molecular function: alpha-1,6-mannosyltransferase activity. Gene Ontology annotation, cellular component: mannan polymerase complex. The coding region runs from base 1 to 1020 and encodes 339 amino acids. NCBI's taxonomy places the organism in Eukaryota, Fungi, Ascomycota, Leotiomycetes, Helotiales, Sclerotiniaceae. Gene Ontology annotation, biological process: protein N-linked glycosylation. The record is from RefSeq and is a predicted model, not a curated record.